This is a messenger RNA of Rhinichthys klamathensis goyatoka, 926 nucleotides long. It is a transcript of the gene aasdhppt, whose product is annotated as aminoadipate-semialdehyde dehydrogenase-phosphopantetheinyl transferase. The transcript has 6 exons. Gene Ontology annotation, molecular function: holo-[acyl-carrier-protein] synthase activity; magnesium ion binding. Gene Ontology annotation, cellular component: cytosol. Lineage: Eukaryota; Metazoa; Chordata; Actinopteri; Cypriniformes; Leuciscidae. Bases 11 to 880 code for a protein of 289 amino acids. The record is from RefSeq and is a predicted model, not a curated record.
ACAGUAGUUGAUGGACGGGGUCCGGUGGGCGUUCCGGUGCGGUUCGUGGGUACCGACCCGUUCCGAGUGGACACUGGCGGCCCGUUGCAUCCAACCGGAGGAGAGGGAACGGAUCGGGCAGUUCGUGUUCGCCAAAGAUGCGAAAUCUGCCAUGGCCGGACGUCUGCUGAUCAGAAAGCUGGUUUGUGAGAAGAUGGGUUUAUCCUGGGACGGGUUUCGACUGGACAGAACUGCUCGGGGGAAACCGUACCUGUCCCAGUCCUCCCACUGGAGCUUCAACGUGUCCCAUCAGGGAGAUUACGCUGUGCUGGGAGCCGAGCCGGGACGUCCGGUGGGCAUCGACCUGAUGAAGACCAGCAGGCCAGGCAGUGGCUCCACGCAGGAGUUUUUCCGCAUCAUGAAUCGCCAGUUCACGGAUCUGGAGUGGACGAACAUCCGGACGGCCGGCUCGGACUGGGACCAACUGGACAUGUUUUAUAGGCACUGGGCGCUGAAGGAGAGCUUCAUCAAAGCGAUUGGCACAGGACUGGGCUUCGACCUGCAGAGGGUGGAGUUUCACGUCUCGCCCAAUCAGAUGCGAGAGGGGCAAGUGUACCGGCAGACACGCAUGUUCCUGGACAGCGAAGAGGAGGACUGGAUGUUUGAGGAGAGCUUAUUGGACAAAGAUCAUCACGUGGCUGUGGCGCUGGGAAAGCCAGAUAUCAGCGCGUCUAAAGAGGACGGUGGAAGUUUGUGUGAAGCUCCGCCCCUUUCGUUCACUCACUUGAGUUUCAGUGAUCUGGUGUCUAGAGCCACGCCCCUAACCGAGGAAGACUCCGCCCACUGGGAGAGAUUUCACAGCAAAAAGGAAGCGCCUUCAAGGCAAAGUGAACAGCAGUGACCCUUGAAUGCAAAUAUAUGUAAAUAAAGUACAUGUUUAUAUAUUC